CUCCCUUCUCUCACCCCCAACUCCUUCCCCCACCCCUUAUUUUUGCUUUAUGGAUGACUUUAAAAUUUUAUUCUAAAGGAUCUGCUGUUCUAUGGAAUUAGAAUUCAUGAGAGCAUAGUGACAUCCAUUUAAAUAAGAACACUGUGUUAUUGUCCAUGUGCAAUUUUUAGAUAGUUCCCCUUGGAAGUUUAGAGGAAGGACAGGCAGUGGAUUCUGUGGUCGCCUUGGAGCAUCUGGGGCCUUUGGUGUUUUAAGCCAGUGUGGGACAUUGGCUCCAUUAAUGCUUAUCAUAUUUUCAAAAUUUUAAUUUAACUUCCAUAGACAUAGCUGCUAGCCUUGUAACUUUAGAGUGAUUUUAAUUUUUGAAAAACCCUGAGGGAGAGGUUUUUCAGAAGAAAGAAAAAUAGAAGAAAGAAAAAUUCAAGGAUGGUAUUCCUUUAGAAAUGAGUUGCACAAUUGAAAAGGCACUUGCUGAUGCCAAAGCUCUUGUGGAAAGAUUGAAAGACCAUGACGAGGCAGCAGAGUCCCUGAUCGAGCAAACCACAGCUCUGAACAAACGGGUAGAAGCCAUGAAGCAGUAUCAGGAAGAAAUUCAAGAACUUAAUGAAGUUGCAAGACAUCGACCACGAUCCACAUUAGUUAUGGGAAUCCAGCAAGAAAACAGACAAAUCAGAGAAUUACAGCAGGAGAACAAAGAAUUACGUACAUCUCUAGAAGAACACCAAUCUGCCUUGGAAAUUAUAAUGAGCAAAUAUCGAGAGCAAAUGUUUAGAUUGCUAAUGGCUAGCAAAAAAGAUGAUCCGGGUAUAAUAUUGAAGUUAAAAGAGCAGCACUCAAAGGAACUGCAAGCUCACGUCGACCAGAUAACAGAAAUGGCAGCAGUGAUGAGGAAAGCCAUUGAAAUUGAUGAACAACAGGGCUGCAAGGAACAGGAGCGCAUAUUUCAACUUGAGCAAGAAAACAAAGGCUUGAGAGAGAUCCUUCAAAUAACUCGAGAAUCAUUUUUGAAUCUGAAAAAAGAUGACGUGUCAGAAAGUACUUCUUUGUCAGCAUUAGUGACCAGCAGUGAUCUGAGUCUGAGGAAGAACUGAAGAGCUUCCUGGAAGACUCCAGACUUCACUGGGACUGGCCGACCAAUUGAAUGAAUGAGCAGAAAACUCCGUCUCAUGCUACCCUUUUUAGUUUUUUGUAUUAUGUAGUGUACUGGCAAUCACAUUUUUAAGAGAUAGCAACAAAAAACUGCAUAGUUAAUGGUCACAGGCUUUAUUCCUAAACAUACUGAAAAGUUAAAACUAAGCCUUACUUCGUUAACUGGCGAACAAUUUGAGGUUUUUGCAGUGGGUGGUUGCUGAACCUAUCAAGCACUUUUAGCAGUAUUGUUGGCUUCCUGGAUAAUACUUGGAUAAAUGACUAUUCCUAGUAAACAUUUGAGAAUUCAUAAGAUUAUUCCUGUUAAAGAAUACAAGUUUAGCUACAAUUUUGUAGAUGGAGGGUGCUCACUAAAUUUUACCCUCCCUGUCUGGUGUCAAGGUUAACAAAUAGCAUGAUAUACAUGAGGCUUCAAGCUUUAAUGAUUGCCUGUCUACUUUCCCGUUAAAUUUUUGUCAAAGAAAAUUCAGUUUUAAAGACUGCAGGGAUGUUUUGUAUGUACCAUAAACAAAAGAAGUAAUUUGAGCUAACUUGCCAUAAAUAUCUCAGUUAACAAUUGUCCAUAACUUGUUUAAAUAUAUGAAAUAUGAUUUCAGGAAUGAAAGAGAAGGAAUACUACUUUCUAAGAAAGAUCUUUUAACAGACAUGUAGUAGGUUAAACUACUCCUUUGAAAGAAAAGGUUUCAGUUCUAAUAAUGAAAAUGAGGUUUUAUAUCUUUGGUUGAUCUGUCAGGACAGUAUGUAGCUAAGCUAACAGAGUUGAAAUGUUUGAAAUAGAAAGUUAGGUGUGGUAAUUUUGAAGUAAAUUGGUAAUUCCUCUGGCUUAUAGGCCCCCUUUUUAAAAAAAGUAGUUACUCUUAGGAGAUACAGGAAAGGUAAAUUAAAAUUUCAAAAAAAAUUUUCUUGAUCUAUUCUUACACUCCAGCCGAUCCUCAUAACCUGUAGGAUUUUUCUCGGCCUUUAAGUCAAUAGGGCAAAAAAAUAUGAAUUUAGAAGUAUUUGUGUUUUUUGUAAAAUAUCACAUCUUGUAUGUCAAUUUUUUAAAGUCACCAUAACAGAAAUAUGCUUUUAACAUCAAUUGAAACCUAAAAUUUUUCUUAUUUUCUGGUGAGUAUAGAAGUAUAAAAGGAAUAUCAAAUACAAUAAAAUUUAUUCACUUAUAUUAAAUACAUAGAAAAAUCAGCACAAUAGAAAUCUUUACUUUUGAGUAUGUAAUUUGUUAAAUAACUUACUUCAUAUGGUAACUUUUAUGUAUAAUUUCAUAUAUUGGUAAAAUUCAAAACUACUUUUCACUUAAGGAAUUUUUCUAAGGUUUGGGGUAAGUGGGGUUGAUGGGGCUGACUGAAUAGAAAGGGCUAAAGGCCCAAACAUUACAUUUCUUUUCUCAUUCAGAGGCCUUAAUUGAUAUUUUAUAAGUAAAUGACAGUUCUUGCUUUUCUAUUGGUGUUAGGAGAUAUAUCCCUUAGUUUGAUGGCAUAUUCAUUCAUAUAGUUUCUAUCCCAAGUCAGAAUUAAAAAACAUAAGCCACACCAAUUGAGAUUUAAGUGUGAGGCAAGUCAUUUAGGCAGCUUUAUUAUAAAAAUAUUACUUGAUAAAUAAUUAUUUUUGUAACCAGUUAAUUUAUUGUUGGUCUUCUUGCUUCGAUAUGAUUUUAAGGUCUUGGUAUUUAAAGACACUGUUGUGUAAGUUUUCCAUCCCAUACUUUUUUUUUUUUUUAAGCAGAACCUUCCUUAAAUUUGUGUCAGAUAAUAUGAACUGCAAAGGAGCCUAUUUUAUCAAUAAAGAUGAGUGGUUAAAAUUGGUAUGGUUUCCAGGUUGAAAACAAUACUUAUGUUUUUUCCUUACAUUAAUUUUUAGGGUUUUCUAUCUUACAAAACAGUUAGUGGUAAGUGGUAACAAGUAUUUAGUGCAACUAGCACUUGGAUCAGCUACUGUCUGUUUCUCUCAGGAGUUAACCAGCAACUUAUUGCUGGUCAUGAAACUCUUUUUAUCAUCUGUAAUGGAUUGAACAGUUUACUACCAAAAGUAUGUACAGAUCCUAAUCUACUGUACCUCUUAAUGUGGCCAUGUUUGGAACAAGGGUUGUUGCAGAUGAAAUGUCAGGAGUGUCUUAGGGAAGGCUCUAAGUCCAAUGUCUAGUGCUUUUAUAAAGGAGAUUUGAAACACACACAGGAAAGCCAGUGAAGGCAAAAUUCAGAGUUUUACAAACCAUGGAACCCUAAGGAUUAUGAGGUGCCACCAGAAUCUGUAGAUUCUUCUUCAGAACUUCCAGAUGGGACCGAUCCUGCUGGAUUUCAGACUUCAGGCCUCCACAUCUCUGAGGAUGUUUUUGUUGUUUGAAGCCCAUACUUCUACAUAUUCUGGAUAAAUACCUCAGAGAAGUUUUCCUGGGUCAUAUGGUAUUUGCAUUUUAGAUUUUUAAGAGUAUCCAUACCAUUGCCAUAGAGGCUGCAUCAAUUUACAUUCCAUCAACAGUGAGUACUUGCUUCUAGGUUCUCUUUACAAUAGAACAUUUUCACAGGUGUAAAUUGAUAACUCAUUGUAGGUUUGAUUUGCAUUUUCUCAAUAAUUAGUGAAUUGGAGCAUUUUUUCAUGUGCUUAUUAGUGAUCUGUGAGACGUAUGAUGAGCAACUAUCUUCUAAUAAGUAGUUUUUGUUUCAUUUUGUGGUGGUUUCUUUUACUACAGAAGCAUUUUAUUUUAACAUCAUCCCAUUUAUUGAUUGUUGCUUUAGUUGCCCUUGCUGUUGGAGUUAAUUCUCCAAAGACAUUUCUGUGGGCCACAGCAAACAGUUUAAUUAAAUUUAGUUAAUCUUAAAUCAUUGAUGACUACUCAAUAUAGUUCAUUACAUAUUGUGACUUGAAGAGUCUAGCAGCAGGAAGGAAAGACAUACCUAAGUACAUUAAAUUUAUAUAAUGAAAAGCUUGUUAACUUGCACACACAACUGUGAAAAUCUACAUACAAGGUACGACACAUUUACUUUCAACUAGUUCCUUUGUUUAUAUACAUUAGCCAAUUGGUUUCUUUUAUAGGAAACCAAAGUCUUUUGUAUAUGUCAUUGUAUAAAUGACAUAAUUUAUUCAGUCACUUCCCCUGUUGAUAUUCAAAUUUACAGUUUUUGUGCAUCCAAAUCAAUGCUGCAUUAAAUAUCCAUACAUAGUUUAUGCCCUAUACUUCAGAAUCACAUUGAUAGAAAGGCUACUUUUGGAUUUUGUGUAAAAUCACAAAGUUGAAAAUUGGUUGCAUCAGCACUUACUAAGAUCUUUUCCCUCAGGGACAAGCCCAGCCUUGUGCAUGCCCAGCCUGAGCACAUUACCUUUGUCUGUAUAUACAGUUGAAGGUGAGUAGGGGUAGCUCUUCGCUGCUUGAAAGUGCUGCAGAUUUGUCAGCUGUCAGUCCUUUCAGGUUAAAUCUGGUAGGGCAGUAAGUGAAAUUUCUUGUAUGUUGACUUACCUAGAAUAGGUUUAUUUAAAGACUUAUCUCUGGGUUUGUAAGGUAUUUAUUGCUAGUGUCAUGCAGACUAUAGACAUACAGAAUGCAAGAGGAUGAAGGAAAUCAGGAAAUAACUAUUUGGGGAGAAAAGCUGAAUAACUCUACUUGUAGGGUGGAAGAUUCUCCUGUUGAAAAACCUUCAGAUAAUAGCAAGCAAGAUGACUUGUUUUUCUGAAGAGAGGAAGCAAGCUGGUAGCCAUCAGGUUAAUCAGAACCAAAGCAUCUAAAGACCAAUAUAACUUAAUUUUCUGGUAAUAACAAUACUUUUCUUCAAUGUGACAGUUGAAGUCAUGACAACAAUACUAAUCCACUAGAAGCCACCACCUUUCCUUCCAAGAGUUGAUGUAAAUUUUAAUACAGUGCCCCAGUUUUCCUUCAUUUCCCAUUAUUUCACAUCCUUUUAAACUGAUUUUUUUAAUGAGCUGAAUUUUCCAGAUUAAGUCAUUGUUUUCAUAGCUAUGAAAAUUGAUAUCUCAUGUCUUACUGCAAUGGAGCAUAUGAGGUAAUAAAUUUGAGACUAGCGUUUUUUCAAAAUAGAUAAUUUAUUAAUUUUUACAACUAUCUUUUUACUACUUACAAAUCAUAUCCCCCCUCCCAAAAAACAACCCAUAUUUCCCCUGACAAACUUGACUGGCAGUGCAUUUUUAAUAGUUUAAAAAAUAACCCACAAACAUUUCAUCUGUUAGAAUAUACCAAACUAUGGCAGAAGUCAGAAUCCCUAUUAGUGAAUUGUUUUCUUAAAAAGCCAAUACUUUUUUCUUCAAGGUUAAGUGUUACUGAAGUUAUAUAAACAGAAUUACAAAAUAAAUAGUAAAUGAACACUUAUAUGUAAUUUUUAAAAAUAAAAAUGAUUGUUAUUUCCUCUGAUAG
Molecule: messenger RNA, 5509 nt
Organism: Talpa occidentalis (Iberian mole)
Lineage: Eukaryota; Metazoa; Chordata; Mammalia; Eulipotyphla; Talpidae
Gene: FGFR1OP2
Product: FGFR1 oncogene partner 2
Exons: 7
Coding region: 444-1091 (215 amino acids)
Biological process (GO): response to wounding
Source: RefSeq, a predicted model, not a curated record